Amphibalanus amphitrite is the source of this 3449-nucleotide messenger RNA. Its product is annotated as exonuclease 3'-5' domain-containing protein 2-like. Gene Ontology annotation, cellular component: cytoplasm; nucleus. Gene Ontology annotation, biological process: nucleobase-containing compound metabolic process. Lineage: Eukaryota; Metazoa; Arthropoda; Thecostraca; Balanomorpha; Balanidae. The coding region runs from base 166 to 2223 and encodes 685 amino acids. The record is from RefSeq and is a predicted model, not a curated record. The transcript is spliced from 11 exons. Gene Ontology annotation, molecular function: nucleic acid binding; 3'-5' exonuclease activity.
ACAACCACGCGAGAGUUUUGAUUCUUCAUACUUUAGGAGGUAGUGUUUUAUUUGAUUUUUUUGUUUUUAUAUGCAACUUGUAUAUAGGUACUCUGCUUGAUAUUUUUGCAUAUUUUAAGAGGGAGAACUGGGGAAGAAAAGGAGUACUUGAUUGCCAUCGCAGAGAUGUCGGCUGACCCUGCGCCUGUGCGUCGCUCGACGCUUCUGGCGGCGGCGGCGGCGGCAGUGGCGUCUCUGGCGGCCGUCUGGCUGUGGCGCCGCCCCCGCCCCCGCCCGCUCCGGGCGCUCCCGGAGAAGAGGAUCGUGGUGGUGGACUCUACCGAUCAGUGGUCGACCGUCGGACGGGAGCUGAGAGCCCGGUGCUCCGAGACGCCCGUACUGGGCCUGGACUGCGAGUGGGUGACGGAGCCGGGCGGUCGGCGGCGGCCGGUGGCGCUCCUCCAGCUGGCCACCCUGGAUGGACUGUGUGUGCUGGUGCGGCUCUGUCGGCUACCGGAUCUGCCAGAGGACCUGCGGUCGCUGCUGCGGGACCGCUCGGUGCUGAAGGUGGGCGUCGCCUGUCUGGAGGACGGCGCGCUGCUGCUCGCGGACCACGCGGCGCCGGUGCGCGGCUGUGUCGACCUGCGUCACCUGGCCGGCCGGCACCCGGACAAAGCGCGCCUGCUGCGCCGGCCCGGCCUGGCCGCGCUGGCCCAACAUCUACUGGGAGUUCAUCUGAGCAAGGGCCGCCGCCUGCGCUGCAGCAACUGGGAGGCGGACGCGCUCAGCGCCGACCAACAGGAGUACGCCGCGGACGACGCUCUGGUGGGCGCGCUGCUGUUCCGUGCCCUGCUCGAGCCCAAAGUACCGGAGCUGACUCGGAGUACGUGGCCGCGCGUGCUCUCUGCCUGCCAGGGCCUGGUCGACUGCAAGUACAAGCCCAGCCACGCGGCCCGUCAGCACGCCGACCCUGCCGUGUCGCCGCCGCCGCCGCCCGCUCCAGCGAACCGCGGCGGGUCGCGUACGGUACCCACCUCCUACCAGCAGUCCAAACAGGUGUCUGCGGGAUACCAGCUGCGGAAGAGCCAGCUGUACGACAACGCCCGGCUGCUGGCGCCUGACGACCAGCCGCUCAGUGUGGUGGAAAACUCCAAGGCCAGGUGGUACGUGUAUAAGGGGCUGGGCGAUAUAGUGCAGGAGGAUCCCCUGGUGGUAAAACUGCGGUUCGAGCCGGCCGGUCGGCCCCAGCAGGAGGGCAACCACGGCUACUACUACCUGCAGGAGAAGGACAACUGCUGUGUGCGAUGUGGCGCCAGCGACGGCUACGUCAGGAAGAACAUCGUGCCGCAGGAGUACCGAAAACACUUCCCCGAGAUAAUGAAGUCGCACCAGUCGCACGACGUGCUGCUGAUGUGCGUCAGCUGCCACCAGGAGAGUAACAGCCUGGACCUGAAGAUGCGCCAGCGGCUGGCUGAGGAGUGUCACGCUCCUAUCGGAACAGAGGCUGACGUUAAGGUGCGGGAGGACCAGGCGCUACGGAAGGUGAAGUCAGCGGGCCGCGCGCUGCUCAAGAGUCGCGACAAGCUGCCGCCGCAGCGGGCCGCCGAGCUGGAGAGCGUGCUGCGGGACUACUACGGCGUCAGCACCAUCACCGACGACAUCCUCCACAGCGCCGCCAACAUGUGCACCAACCACCCGAACUCGGAGUACAUGUCGCACGGCGAGGCCGUCUACCGACACUUCUGUCAGCCGGGCCGCGGUCUCAUCCAGCUAGAACGCCGCUGGCGGCAGCACUUCCUCGACUCCAUGCGGCCCGCCCGGCUGCCCGAGCUCUGGAGCGUCGACCACAACCACGCCAAGAUCCGCUGGAAGAUCCGACGCGCUGACUGGCCGCUGCGAGUGAGAGAGGAUAUUUGGAGGCGGUGUAUUGGGUCGGAGUACUGGGAUGAGAAGGACGAGGGCCCGGUGAUGGGGCUGGGACCGGGCGCCGGGCGUGUGAGGGAGAGGGAGGAAGAGGAAGAUGGGCAGGAUGUUGAGACCGAAGAUGGUGGAGAGGAGAUAGAUGUGGAAGAGGAUGGAGAAGUGGAUGUAGAGCUAGAAGAUGAAGAUGAGGAACUGGAAGAUGAUGGGGAAGAUGUUGAGGUGGAGGUGGAGGGUGAGGUUGACGUACAGGUAACAGUAGAGGGAGUUGAAGAGAAGGACAAGAGAACAGUGAACGGUUACGGAGGCGCCGCCAGCACCUAGGCGGCGCCACUGACGCGGUGGACCCGUGGCGACGUGCGGUGUCGUCAGGAAGGUGUUCAUGUUCCAGUGACUAACGUGUCCCGAUUGACCGGCACGCUCAGCAGUCAGCGUCACAGCCGCUUUCGGUAAGUCCGUCCUCGAGAGAGGGAGAGGGUGUGAAACAGGGUAUCGAGAUGGGAUGGGAUGGAUCGUGCCGCUGUUGCUGUUACAGCAAACGCAGGACAUCAUUUAGGCUAGGUUAGCGUCCGCAGAGUUGGAACCAGUCUUGCUUUUAGUACCCACUAGCUUGGGUAGUACAGGAGUACCGUUCAACGCCUGUGGUGCAGUGGCGCACGUCGCCUCUUGUGAUGUCCUAAUUGGUAGUUAGUCGCCUGACUGGGUGCGGUUGGGAAGGGUCACUGUCGCGUGCUCUAUCCCGCAUAACAACUGAGACGGUCCUGAGAAGUGCUUUGCCAACCCUGGUCCAGGUUUAAUCUGGUGGUGCUUGACUUGUCGAUUUCAUCGACAUAUGAGUGGGUCGUUGUGUCGCUGGCUUGUGUUUUUCAUCGACUGCUCUUCAGACAUUUUUAAUCAGCUAUCCACAUUCUUACCUUUUGCAAUGCAUUGCUGUGAUCAUUGGUGUUUGAUGUGUGCGACAAUCACAAAAUUCGACUGUUUUUAAUCAUAUUAGCACACUGCCUUUGUCAGAGAUCACCCAUGAUCACAUCAUCUGUUUUAUUCCCGAUUCAUUUUGUUUUCGUGAUAUUGCUGCAAGGCUAUUGCUGCAAGGCAAUAUCCACGAUCCAUGAAGCCACGCAACACCUACCUCUUUAUGGUAAUGAUGACAAUCCUCACACGCCAUUGAUUGCUUGUUGUGACCAAAUUCGCCACACGGUCGUCUCGGCUCGGCGUUUUUAGCUCGUGCGGGGUCCGUCGGCCCGGUGGACCCGUAUCGUUCACGGUUGUCCCGUGAUCCGUGAUGAAACCCCGUCACGGAGUUUCGCUCUCCCCCUCCGCUCUUAUCGUUAGAUUGUGCAGCGGCGUCAGAGAAAGGCGGCGGAAAGUGGCGCAGUUGCGACAGCUGAUCAUGACUAGAUAUACCUCGAGACCGUGGUGAUCUGAUCCGGCAGUUUGUUGCAGAGCACGUUUGUGAUAUGGGAUCGUCAGCCCGUUUUUGUACCUGUUGAUUUGUGAUUGCUGGAGUUUAAUUUCGCGUAAGUCAUAAUAAAUUGUGAUUUAUAUGCUUU